AUGAAAAACGUGAUCAAAGCUGUGAAGAAACUCAGGUAUUGGGCCAAAAAGAAAAGGAAGAAGAGGCUUGAGCAUGGGCAUGAGCAUGAACCACACUACUGUUGCUGCUCUUGUUCCUCAUCCAACACCCAGCCAUCAGCUCCACCCUUACCUUCUUCAUGGCUUCAUGUGGAAGAACACAGCUAUGGCACAUUCUUGCCGGAGCCGAAAGUAGCUCAACUCCAAGAUUCUAGCCCAGUCAGCUGCACCUCAAACUCAUCAUCAUACCACCAAUAUAUGGUAUCAGUCUCAGAACCUGUUUAUGGCAUUCCAGUCCCAGUUAGUCAUACAGCUGCAAGAGGAAAAACAGAAAGAGAAAGAUCAACUGGUCAAUUUGGAUGUGUUUUUAGCUUUGGUUCUUAUUUGUUUCGCUGCCUGUUUCCAUGUUUUCACACCAGAGAAGUAGUUUGA
Sphenostylis stenocarpa is the source of this 450-nucleotide messenger RNA. The record is from the annotation of a GenBank genome assembly. Lineage: Eukaryota; Viridiplantae; Streptophyta; Magnoliopsida; Fabales; Fabaceae.